Molecule: messenger RNA, 492 nt
Organism: Pyrenophora tritici-repentis Pt-1C-BFP
Lineage: Eukaryota; Fungi; Ascomycota; Dothideomycetes; Pleosporales; Pleosporaceae
Source: RefSeq, a predicted model, not a curated record
AUGGCUUCUCUCCUUAUCGGCUUUACUAUCUGCUUUUCAGUUGGACUCCUGCUGAGCGUGGUGCUCAUAUAUCGCGAUGCCCAGCCUUACAAAACGAAUGGGACACACGAGAGGUUAGGGCACUCUUUCUUCUGGGAGAGAGUUCUGGCAACUUUUUUCGGCUUUUCCCACGCAGGUGUGUCCAUAGCUGGUAUAACUGCAAUCGGAUUCGCACUUGGCUCAAAAGGCGACAUGUACUGGGUCGACAUGGCUGUACGAUGCAACCUCCAGGUUCUCACCGGCACGAAUUCUUCGCCAGGGGAUUUUUCUGAACCUCUCAUGAAGCGAACCGUCCAUCACUGUCGCUUCGCUGACCGUAAUAAGCCCCGCAUUCACCCUUCCACGUUUUCCGUCAUAAACACCCGUAUGCCGGUCUUCCAUCGACCUCAGCCAUCAUCAAAUGGUAACAUGCGACGCGGCGGCACUUCCCACCCAUAUGGCCUCGCCUGCUAG